This is a messenger RNA of Penicillium verhagenii, 2487 nucleotides long. Its product is annotated as glycoside hydrolase family 92 protein. The record is from RefSeq and is a predicted model, not a curated record. Gene Ontology annotation, biological process: protein deglycosylation; carbohydrate metabolic process; protein quality control for misfolded or incompletely synthesized proteins. The transcript has 6 exons. The coding region runs from base 1 to 2487 and encodes 828 amino acids. Gene Ontology annotation, cellular component: cytosol; nucleus. Gene Ontology annotation, molecular function: carbohydrate binding; peptide-N4-(N-acetyl-beta-glucosaminyl)asparagine amidase activity. NCBI's taxonomy places the organism in Eukaryota, Fungi, Ascomycota, Eurotiomycetes, Eurotiales, Aspergillaceae.
AUGCCGUCGCGUCGCGUCCUUGUGUCGCUCUUUCUCACCGGCAGUUGCGCACUAGUUCACGCUGCUGCGCUUCCAGCAGUCCCGGACGAUUACGAUGUGCUCCAAUAUAUUGACCCGCUGAUCGGCACGGCAAAUGGGGGCAAUGUCUUUCCUGGUGCCACCCUGCCUUACGGGAUGGCCAAGGCUGUCGCCGAUACAAAUUCGGAAAACAACCAGGGCGGAUUUGCAUAUGAUGGCAGUAAUGUCACGGGCUUUUCCAGUAUGCAUGACUCCGGUACUGGAGGCAGUCCUUCGCUGGGAAAUUUCCCUCUCUUUGCGUAUGCGGGGUGUGCAAAUGAUACUGUGGAUGGCUGUGUCUUCCCGAAGAAGUCCCGAGCUACCCCGUACGUGCCAGGAUCUGUUGAAUCAACCCCGGGUUAUUUCGCCAUUUCGCUGGCGUCUGGAUUACAUGCUGAUAUGACUGCUGCUCAACAUACAACUCUUUUUCGAUUUAAUUUCACUGGUGCUACCAGUCCGUUGGUUUUGUUGGAUCUUUCCGACCUAUCGGAUUCGCGGCAAGACAAUGCAACUAUAUCAGUUGACGAGUCCACCGGGCGCAUGACUGGAAGUGCUAAAUUCUUGCCCAGCUUUGGCAGCGGAACUUAUACGCUUCAUUUCUGUGCCGAUUUCAAGAGUUCUUCCAAGUUACGGGAUAGUGGUAUUUUUGUUGAUGCGCGAGCUAGCAGCGAUGUUCAUGACUUGACAAUAUCGCGGAGUAUCAAUGGCUAUCCUCUCCCGGGUGGUGGCUUCGUUCGCUUUAAUUCCCCGUCCGACGGCACAGUGCAGGCCCGCGUCGGAGUAAGCUUCAUCAGCCCAGACCAGGCUUGCUCCAGUGCCGAGUCUGAGAUUAGUGAUUUCGAUUUUGAGUCUACACGUCAGGCAGCUGUCGAUAAAUGGACCGAGAAACUCAAACCCAUUCGGGUUUCACGAAACGGCGUCCAAUCAUCGGUUCUCACCAAUUUCUAUAGUGGCAUCUACCGAACUAUGGUGAGCCCCCAGAACUAUACUGGGGAAAAUCCGCUUUGGACCAGUUCAGAGCCAUACUUUGAUUCGUUUUAUUGUCUAUGGGACUCUUUCCGCUCCCAAUUUCCAUUUCUCACAAUUACCGAUCCCAGUACACUUGCUCAGAUGGUUCGCUCUCUGAUUGAUACUCAGCGUCAUCUUGGGUGGCUUCCUGACUGUCGCAUGUCACUUUGCAAGGGAUAUACACAAGGAGGCUCAAACGCUGAUAAUAUCCUUGUCGAUGCUUAUGUAAAGGGCAUUACCGAUGGCAUUGACUGGGAUCAAGGAUAUACUGCUGUCCAGAGAGAUGCGGAAGAAGAACCCUUUGACUGGUCCAAUGAAGGUCGUGGUGGACUGCAAAGCUGGAAAUCGUUGAACUAUAUCCCAGUUGAAGAUUUCGAUUACGAGGGAUUCGGAACCAUGACUCGAAGCAUCUCACGCACCCUUGAGUAUUCGUAUAACGACUAUGCCAUCGCCCAGAUGGCCCGUGGAAUGAACAAAACAGCCGAUGCAGAGAAAUACGAAAAGAGUUCAGGAGCAUGGCAGAACCUAUUCAAAAAGGAUCAGACUUCAUACCUCAACAGGACCAACACCGGAUUUGUUGGAUUCUUCCAGCCGAAAUAUCUUAAUGGGACCUGGGGCUACCAGGAUCCACUCAAAUGCUCAAAUAUUGACAACACUGGAAGCGUAUGCUCUCUCCAGAAUACAGGAGCCGAGACUUUCGAGUCAAGCGUAUGGGAGUACCAAUUUUUCGUACCCCAUGACAUGGCAGCGCUUAUCUCCCUACUCGGCGGACCCUCAAGCUUCGUCAAACGUCUCGACUUCCUACACGAUCAAAACAUCACAUACAUCGGCAACGAGCCUGCUUUCCUGACAGUAUUCCAAUACCACUAUGCAGGUCGUCCUGCAAAGUCCACCGCACGAGUCCGUACAUACAUCCCAGAUUACUUCUCCCCAACCCCCAGCGGUCUUCCAGGAAAUGACGAUUCUGGAGCAAUGGGAUCGUUUGUCGCGAUGUCGAUGAUGGGGCUGUUCCCGAACCCCGGACAGAGCGUGUAUCUGCUCACUGUUCCGUUCUUUGAGUCCGUGAGCAUCACUUCGCCGUUGACGGGCAAAACGGCUACACUCCGCGUUUUCAACUGGGCUGAUUACAACUCCAUCGACGAUACCGGUGGAUCGGGCUUCAUUCAAUCUGCAACUCUCAACGGACAGCCGUUUACGCGCAGUUGGGUUGAUCAUGACUUCUUCACCGAGGGUCAAGAUUUGGUUCUCACUUUGGGUCGUAAUGAGAGCACCUGGGGUACAAAGGCCGAGGAUUUGCCGCCUUCUUUGUCGCACUCUUCGAGUGUGCAAGCGCGUGGACUACGGCAUUUGAGCGACGUUGGCAGUAGUGGAGAGUAUGCUGGCAACUUUGACGCUCGCCUCCGCUCACCGCGUGGACAUUGA